AUGUCUGAACCCGUCCCUCGAGUAUCAGAUAGUCCACUUGGUGGCCAAGAUUUGGGAGGCCAGAGUGCGUCGCUUGUGGCCGAUCCCGAUGCUAGUGACACCGACUCGGCACUGGGCGAGUCUGUUGCGGGAUCGUCAUACUCAACGUCACUAGCAUCGUCUGUGCUAAAUUACCAGUACGAGAACGGCCGUCGUUAUCACGCCUAUCGCCAGGGCAGCUAUGUCCUUCCGAACGACGAGCAAGAGCAAGACCGCUUGGACAUGCUCCACCAUAUUUUCCGGAUGAUCACCGGUGGCCCUAUUUUGCGAGCGCCGCUAGGGGACGCCAGGCCGCGAAGAGUACUCGACAUGGGAUGUGGCACAGGAAUUUGGGCUAUUGACUGCGCUGACGAAUUUCCGGAUGCUAUUGUUAUUGGUACAGAUCUCAGCCCGAUCCAGCCCUCGUGGGUGCCACCAAAUUGUAAAUUCUAUGUGGACGAUAUUGAAGCCGAAUGGACCUAUCCGCCUGUGGAGCAUUUUGACUACAUCCAUGGCAGGGCAUUGCUCGGAAGCAUUACUUACUGGAAAGAAUUGUUCUCCAAGACAUUCAACAAUCUUAAGCCUGGUGGGAUCCUUGAAAUCCAGGAUUUCCCAAGUGAUAUCCGCUCUGAUGACGAUACUCAGAGUUAUGUGCCAUAUCUAACGGACUGGCUCGAAAAGCUGAAUGAUGGGUUGGCAAGGAUUGGAAAACCCUCUCGGAUUGUUCAUCUAUUGAAGGGCUACAUGGAAGAGGUAGGAUUUGUUGACGUACAUGAAGAGAUGUACAAGGUUCCACUCGGUCCUUGGGCCAAAGGACGCAAAAACAAAGAACUCGGAUUAUUCUUCCUAGCACAUGCUUUGGAUUCAGUAGAAGCUUUCACUCUAGCUUUAUUCACCCGAGAACUAGGCUACAGCAUCGACGAGGUCCAGGUUACUAUUGCGCGAACAAAGAAUGAUCUACGAAAUCCUAGGGCGCAUCUCUAUGUGCCGUUUUACAUUGUGUGGGGGAGAAAACCAGGGUAA
This is a messenger RNA of Exophiala aquamarina CBS 119918, 1041 nucleotides long. RefSeq lists its product as uncharacterized. Bases 1 to 1041 code for a protein of 346 amino acids. Gene Ontology annotation, molecular function: methyltransferase activity. NCBI's taxonomy places the organism in Eukaryota, Fungi, Ascomycota, Eurotiomycetes, Chaetothyriales, Herpotrichiellaceae. The record is from RefSeq and is a predicted model, not a curated record. The transcript has 3 exons.